Penaeus monodon (black tiger shrimp) is the source of this 1186-nucleotide messenger RNA. RefSeq names its product ubiquitin-conjugating enzyme E2 G2 (gene Ubc7). NCBI's taxonomy places the organism in Eukaryota, Metazoa, Arthropoda, Malacostraca, Decapoda, Penaeidae. Gene Ontology annotation, cellular component: endoplasmic reticulum; cytosol. The coding region runs from base 21 to 620 and encodes 199 amino acids. The transcript has 5 exons. The record is from RefSeq and is a predicted model, not a curated record.
ACUAAAGAAAACAGUGUCGGAUGAGAAGAGGAUCAGCUGACAGAUGUAAACAAUCCACUUGUAAACAAAGAGUCUUCCACCCUAAUUUUCUCCUUUUUUACUUCUUCUCCAUCAUGGCCGGGAGAGCACUCAAGAGACUGAUGACUGAAUACAAACAGUUGACACUGAACCCACCAGAAGGCAUUAUUGCAGGUCCUACAAAUGAAGAAAACUUUUUUGAAUGGGAAGCACUUAUCAUGGGCCCAGAGGGAACAUGUUUUGAAUGUGGAGUGUUUCCAGCCAAACUGAUCUUUCCUCCAGACUACCCACUCUCUCCUCCAAAAAUGCAGUUUACAUGUGAGAUGUUUCACCCUAAUAUUUACCCAGAUGGCAGAGUAUGUAUCUCAAUUCUUCAUGCUCCUGGCGAUGAUCCCAUGGGGUAUGAAUCCAGUGCAGAGAGAUGGAGUCCAGUGCAAAGUGUCGAGAAGAUCCUGCUCUCAGUUGUAUCCAUGCUUGCAGAGCCAAAUGACGAAAGCAGUGCAAAUGUUGAUGCUGCAAAGAUGUGGCGAGAUGAUAGGGACCAGUUCAACAGGAUAGCUGAGAGAUUGGUCCGCAAGACUCUGAAUUUGCCCUACCCGUAGUAGAGGGUGAUUAUUAAUAUUAGAGUUUACAUAGAGAGAGAGAAAAAUAUAUGGAUAUUAUUUUGUUGAUAAUGAUGAGAAUGGACUGUUUACUGUUUGUUAUUGAGGUUUGGUAGUCAGAGAUAUUUUAGAUAUUGUGUCUAAAAGAUCUUUUGUCCUUUCUUUCUCUUUGUCAGACUUUUUUAUACUUUCCUUUUCUUAACUGUUAUUAUUAUGUGGCCAAAGCCUUCAGCAAUAAGUAGCUGGUUAGAAUUGUAACAAUUAUGUAGAGCAUUCAAAGAUUUUCCUAAAUAUUUGUAUAAAAUAAUUUUUCCUGUUUCUUGAAACUCCUUAGAGAAAAUUUUAAUAGUACUUCAGGGUAAGAUUAUGUGGAAAUUAGAGAUUAUUUGGAGUUAGGUUUAAUUUCAGACCAGUGAAAAAUAUUCAUGUGGAGGCCUAUACUGGAGAUCAGAUAUUCUCCUAUGUUAUAAAUUCCCUCACGAGCGAGUAGUUACUAAGGAUAAUUUUUUUUUUAAAUCAAGGCUUUAUGCUAUUACUUGUAAUAAAUGUUAUAAUUCAGUGGAAAA